Molecule: messenger RNA, 675 nt
Organism: Dendrobium catenatum
Lineage: Eukaryota; Viridiplantae; Streptophyta; Magnoliopsida; Asparagales; Orchidaceae
Product: transcription factor MYB54-like
Exons: 2
Coding region: 1-675 (224 amino acids)
Biological process (GO): regulation of DNA-templated transcription
Cellular component (GO): nucleus
Molecular function (GO): RNA polymerase II cis-regulatory region sequence-specific DNA binding; DNA-binding transcription factor activity, RNA polymerase II-specific
Source: RefSeq, a predicted model, not a curated record
AUGGCGGCCGACAAGCCGGAGGAGAACAAGCUAUGCCCGCGAGGACAUUGGAGACCUGCAGAAGACGAGAAGCUGAAGCAACUAGUUGAGGAGUUUGGGCCUCAGAACUGGAAUUCUAUUGCUGAGAAAUUGCAGGGAAGAUCAGGGAAAAGCUGCAGGUUAAGGUGGUUCAACCAACUAGACCCAAGAAUCAACAGAAGACCCUUCACCGAAGAAGAAGAAGAGAGACUCCUCGCUGCCCAUGGCUUCCACGGCAACAAAUGGGCUCUUAUAGCCCGGCUUUUCCCUGGCAGGACCGACAACGCUGUCAAGAACCAUUGGCAUGUAAUCAUGGCUAGAAGGCAGAGAGAAAAGACCAAGUUCCUUACCAACCAAAGUAGCUUUCAUGAAGAAGAUCACAGUCACAUAUUCAAUCAGGCCGAGACCAGCUGCUCAAUUUCAUCUAAUCAGCUUAAUCAUUAUGAGUAUAAUUAUGGUAACUUGGGGAGUUCUCAUCAUCCUCUUCAAAAGCUCUCUAACUCAUCUACUAUUUAUUGGCGUUUUGGUGUGUUGGAGGAGCAUAGGGGGUGUUUGAGGGAUGCUUCUGGUGGUGUUAAUAAGGAAGAGAAAGAUGAUGAAACUUUGAGAAGUAAGGAUGUCCCUUACAUAGAUUUUUUAGGCGUGGGUAAAGAUUAG